CUAUACAAAAGUUUUGUCGUUUUAGUCAGACAUAGAACUAUUAAUAUUUUAUCUGGUCUACAAUGAUGGGUGUUGGUUACGUUAACUUAAUUUUACUUGUUUUGUGCUUCUUGGUUGGUUUUACUAUUUCACUAAAUGAAUAUUAUUGGCGGGACUAUUCCGGAACUGUACCACACGACGCCUAUAUCGCUGGUAAAGAUACAAAUGGACAAAACAUUUAUAUAGGUCAAGUAGCCGUCCAAAAGCAUACCGGAAUAUAUCCAGCUGUCAUAAGUCCCGGAAAAAAAGUUGUGGCUGCCAAGGAUGGAGCUAGAGAAGCUUGGAACUUUGCCCAGAUCCUCUGCACUUUAUUUCCUCAAAGGUUUAUCUGGAUUCCAAAAGAAAACACAAACGUCCAUAUCAUUCCCAAUCAUUUACAUCCAGUUAAUGGAGGCAUGGAAGACGGCAAAGCUUUGUAUAUCGGCGGAAUUAAUUAUCAGGGACAUACCAUUAUUGGAAAAAUAUUAUCUGGAAAUAUUGGAAAUGCUACAAUGUGGUUCGUUCAUGAUAAUCAUGAAAGAAUGAUCAAUUCGUAUCAGUUACUAGUCUAUACGGAUAAUUAUCACGAGUAUCGUGGUCACGAGCAUAUAGUACAUUAUAGGCCUACAAACUAAUUGAUAACAGUAAAUGUAGUUUUAUGUUUAAAUAAAUUAGAGAAUAAUGGUUGAAAGAAUGUACAAGAUGGACCGUUUUGGUUGUUUCCAUAGGUUAUCUAGGGUAGGGUGACCAGACGUCAGGAUAAAGCCGGACAUGUCCGGCUUUUUCGCUUAAAUGAAAACGUCAGGCCGGCUUUUUGUCGUGUCCGGCUUUUUAUCAAUCGAAAAUUCUAAAUAACUAAAAACGCACAUUAUCAUUAUUCCUGGUUCCGACUUUCUCAAGCUGGCAACGCCGCGCCGCGUCGGUCGUCGCGUAUAUCGAUACCGACCCGA
Molecule: messenger RNA, 968 nt
Organism: Sitophilus oryzae (rice weevil)
Lineage: Eukaryota; Metazoa; Arthropoda; Insecta; Coleoptera; Curculionidae
Exons: 3
Coding region: 63-653 (196 amino acids)
Source: RefSeq, a predicted model, not a curated record